This is a messenger RNA of Pimephales promelas (fathead minnow), 1048 nucleotides long. The record is from RefSeq and is a predicted model, not a curated record. NCBI's taxonomy places the organism in Eukaryota, Metazoa, Chordata, Actinopteri, Cypriniformes, Leuciscidae.
AGUAACCCCAGAGUGCACUCUGGACGAUGGGGUGGGGCGACACUUUUGGGUGGAGCGACACGUGUCGCCCUGCCCCUAUUUUCCUGUUCCCGCCUUUGACAUUUUCCUCCGACCCCCUAGGGGGCAGUUUGCGAUAAAAGGCAACGGUGGCAGCAUUAACGAACGAACGACACUCCACGUUGAUUGCGAUUCCAAAUGUGGGUCUGAGCGUACAGCACGAGCAAGCAACUGCAGCUCGGUAGCACAGAGGUUUGGAGCUGAAUCCUGCAUUAGAGAGAGCCCUGCAUUGAAAGUGGAGAUGUUUUGUCAUACAGCAAAAAGACAAGAUCCCACACAACUUCCGCUUCUUCAAACAGAGUAUCUCUUCCAAACACGGAGACCAAAAACCAAAUGGAUAAUAGGACCAAGCCAGCAGUUACACCUGAAUCUAAACUUAAGUGUGGAAAUGUCAAGAGUUCUACAGGAUGACAUGCCCCUGAUCAGGAGGUGGUGGUGUGCUCUCAUACUGGACAACUUCACUCUGCAAAUGCAUCACUCAACCUUACAAAAGGCAAUGUCUUCGGGGAGAUUCAGACAGAGAGAUUCAGAGCAUGCAGUUAUGACAACAAUAUAUCAGCUUCCCCAUGAAAUAAUAGCAACUGGUGAUUCUGCAUAUUUGACGCUUUCACUGGUAUGCAGAUGGUUUAGGGAUGUGGUCACAAAUGAAAUUUUCCAGAAAGCAGCACACUUUGCCUGGCUAGACUGUGUGGUCAACUGGAAAAAAAAUUCUCCAGACUACUGUGAGUUUCGCCGGAUCUACAGCUUCAGGGAAUGCUUGGAGCUUUUUUUAAGUCCUAUCCACCAGGGUACAGGGGAAGAGGAAGACGAGGGGAACUGCUGGGCUUUUACUCCGAAGAUCUUUGUACAGGAUUUUGCUCGCAGGACUGUUUUUUUGCUGCAGGAAAUGAAUUUCUGUAAAACUCAAAACUUGUAGAUUGGAAUUGGCUUUAUGCCCAGCUGCAGUACUUCCUGAACUUCAGCCAGCUCCUUGUUUCCUGUCUGCCAUCAU